Messenger RNA from Daldinia childiae, 1797 nucleotides. RefSeq names its product Mannosyl-oligosaccharide 1,2-alpha-mannosidase MNS1. The record is from RefSeq and is a predicted model, not a curated record. Gene Ontology annotation, molecular function: calcium ion binding; mannosyl-oligosaccharide 1,2-alpha-mannosidase activity. Bases 1 to 1797 code for a protein of 598 amino acids. NCBI's taxonomy places the organism in Eukaryota, Fungi, Ascomycota, Sordariomycetes, Xylariales, Hypoxylaceae. Gene Ontology annotation, biological process: N-glycan processing; carbohydrate metabolic process. Gene Ontology annotation, cellular component: Golgi membrane; endoplasmic reticulum. The transcript has 2 exons.
AUGAUAUUACGACGACGCGUCUGGUUCCCUUUCGUCAUCGCGUCCCUUAUCCUCUUUUUCUACUAUUCCUGGAUCACUCAGGAUGGCUACGGGUUAACUAGCUCUAGAAGCGCGUCUCAAAAUCCUCUGUCUAUCGCAAAGGCUAUAGAAGAUGAUAACUAUUUCUGGCGGAAAGUGACCACGCAUUAUCCCGUCCAGGAUAUAAGACAGUUGCCAACCGGCAAGCCACGUACACUUCCUAAGAUUCAAAAAGUAUUUGGGAAAGAAUCAAGUAAAGAUGCGAAUAUUCGUCGGGGACGGCAAGAUACCAUUAAGAAGGCGUUCGCCCGUUGCUGGAAGUCUUAUAGAUCUAGGGCCUUUAAGAGCGAUGAGCUGGCUCCUAUCAGCGGCAAAUCCAAAGAGUUGUUUGGAGGCUGGGGGGCCACAUUGGUCGACAGCUUAGAUACCCUAUGGAUUAUGUCGAUGCGGUCCGAGUUUGAGGAGGCUGUAAACGCUGCGGUUAACAUUGACUUUACGACCUGUGUGAUUGAGACUGUAAAUGCUUUCGAAACUGCAAUUCGCUAUCUGGGAGGUUUUCUUGCAGCCUAUGACUUAAGCGGCGACCUACGAUUGCUACGCAAGGCUAGAGAAGUUGGAGAUAUGCUAUACAAGGCGUUUGAUACGCCUAAUCGUAUGCCGAUAUCUCGUUGGGACUUCGAGAAUGCUAAGAAAGGAGGGAAACAGGUUGCACCCGAAAUGGAAUGGCUUGCUGAGGUCGGUUCGUUCAGCAUGGAGUUUACGCGUCUAUCUAUGCUGACUGGGGACCCGAAAUGGUAUGAUGCUGCCGACAGAAUCAGAAAGGCUCUCGAAGAGCAGCAGAGCACCACUCAGCUCCCUGGCAUGUGGCCGUUCGCGCUUAAUCCUCGAGAUGUGAAUUUCAACAGCGAUACCACGUUUGGGCUCGGGGCUCUCGCAGACAGCACUUAUGAGUAUCUGCCGAAGAUGUACGCUAUGACGGGUGGACUUAUGCCUUCAUACCAGUCUAUGUACGAGAACUCGAUGAAAACCGCUCUUAAGCAUCUUCUCUUCCGGCCCAUGGUUCCGGAUACCGCGGACAUUCUGAUAUCAGGUACCGUGCAUAUAGGGAGUAAAGACGGGAAGAAAGCCCUAAACUUAGAGCACCAAGGCCAGCAUCUAGUCUGCUUCGCUGGCGGGAUGCUCGCAGUCGGCGGAAAGCUAUUCGAGAAACCGGAACAUCUAGAAGCGGCCACGAAGUUGGUGGACGGGUGUAUUUGGACGUACAAUGCGAUGCCGCUUGGAAUAAUGCCUGAGACCUUCGUCAUGGAACCUUGCAAGUCAGACAAGGAAUGUGAAUGGGAUGAGUUGGUGUGGAAACGCGCUGUUCUGCGGGAGGCUGGUGAGCAGGAUCUGGAUAACAUGGAAAAGGCGGACGAGAUAAUUGCUCAGUCCAGACUUCCGAAGGGGUUCACGAAGAUCGCCGACUCAAGUUAUCUCCUACGGCCGGAAGCCAUAGAGAGCGUGUUUAUUCUAUAUCGAGCCACCGGUCGCCCAGACCUACUUGAGUCGGCCUGGGUUAUGUUCGAUUCUAUCCAGAUGAAUACCAAGACGUCGUUCGCGAAUGCGGCUCUAGGGGAUGUCACGGUUCAUGGCGAUCCUCCGAAAAUGGACUCUAUGGAAAGUUUUUGGAUGGGUGAAACUUUGAAAUAUUUCUAUUUGAUCUUCAGUGAGCCCGAUCUCAUUAAUUUGGACGAAUGGGUUUUCAACACGGAGGCCCAUCCAUUUAAAAGAUUAGUCUAG